Propithecus coquereli (Coquerel's sifaka) is the source of this 3902-nucleotide messenger RNA. RefSeq names its product BMS1 ribosome biogenesis factor (gene BMS1). Lineage: Eukaryota; Metazoa; Chordata; Mammalia; Primates; Indriidae. The annotation marks the transcript as partial. Gene Ontology annotation, cellular component: 90S preribosome; nucleus. Gene Ontology annotation, biological process: endonucleolytic cleavage of tricistronic rRNA transcript (SSU-rRNA, 5.8S rRNA, LSU-rRNA); maturation of SSU-rRNA from tricistronic rRNA transcript (SSU-rRNA, 5.8S rRNA, LSU-rRNA); ribosome biogenesis. The transcript is spliced from 21 exons. Gene Ontology annotation, molecular function: GTP binding; U3 snoRNA binding; GTPase activity. The record is from RefSeq and is a predicted model, not a curated record.
AGGACUCAGGAUCUGAAGACGAAAAAGCAUCAUAUUCCAGUGGUUGACCGCACUCCACUUGAGCCCCCGCCAAUAGUGGUAGUGGUGAUGGGGCCUCCGAAAGUUGGAAAGAGCACCUUGAUACAGUGCCUCAUUCGGAACUUUACUAGGCAGAGGUUGACUGAGAUCAGAGGCCCCGUGACGAUUGUGUCAGGUAAAAAGCGCAGACUCACCAUUAUUGAAUGUGGGUGUGACAUUAACAUGAUGAUUGAUCUGGCUAAAGUAGCAGAUCUGGUGCUGAUGCUUAUAGAUGCCAGCUUCGGGUUUGAAAUGGAAACAUUUGAAUUUCUAAACAUUUGUCAAGUUCAUGGCUUUCCUAAAAUUAUGGGAGUUCUCACCCACCUAGACUCCUUCAAGCAUAAUAAGCAACUGAAGAAGACAAAGAAGCGAUUAAAACACAGGUUCUGGACAGAAGUCUACCCGGGUGCCAAGCUAUUCUACCUUUCUGGAAUGGUACAUGGAGAAUAUCAAAACCAAGAAAUUCACAAUCUGGGCCGUUUUAUUACAGUUAUGAAGUUUAGGCCUCUCACAUGGCAAACUUCUCACCCUUAUAUCCUGGCAGACAGGAUGGAAGAUUUGACAAACCCAGAGGAUAUGCGAACCAACAUCAAAUGUGACCGAAAGGUGUCUCUUUAUGGUUAUUUAAGAGGCGCACACUUGAAAAAUAAAAGCCAAAUUCAUAUGCCAGGUGUAGGAGAUUUUGCUGUGAGUGAUGUCAGUUUCCUCCCAGACCCCUGUGCUCUUCCUGAACAACAAAAGAAGCGCUGUUUAAAUGAGAAAGAGAAGCUAGUCUAUGCGCCUCUCUCUGGUGUUGGUGGUGUGCUGUAUGACAAAGAUGCUGUCUACGUUGACCUUGGUGGCAGCCAUGGUUGUCAGGCAUCGGACGAGGCAGGGCCCACUCACGAGCUGGUCCAGAGUCUCAUCUCCACCCGCUCCACCAUUGAUGCCAAGAUGGCUUCAAGUAGAGUGACGCUUUUUUCUGAUUCCAAACCACUGAUGUCAGAGGAUAUAGAUAACCAAGGGCUGUGGAUGCCAAAAGAGGAAAAGCAAACGGAUUUGAAAACUGGUCGAGUGCGUCGGAAAGCCAUUUUUGGAGAUGAAGAUGAUGAGUCUGGAGAUAGUGGUGACGAAGAUGAUGAUGAAAUAUCUGAAGGUGACAGGUUGGAAAAUGACUCUGGCGAUGACAAAACAGAAGAGGAGGAAGAUGCUGAGGUGUCUGAUAAGUACGUGACAGUUAAGGGCGUCAAGCGGCAGAAACUCGAGGAGCGGGAAGAAGACAGUGAGGUGGAUUUGCCAGCAUUUGCAGAUAGCGACGACGACCUUGAGAGGAGCUCCGGGGAGGAAGGGGAAGUGCAGGAAGGGGAAGUGCAGGAAGUGGAAGAAAGCAGCGAAGAAGAGGACGCCGAAGAAGAGGACGCCGCUGCAGAGGGAGAGAGGGGCAGCUCAGGGGCGAGGGCUGCUGGAGGAAGCGGUGAAACAGGACUCUGGCCCGCCAGUCACUGGGGCGACCGCGUGAGUCUGGAGAAGUCUUUGCCGCUGGAAAACGCAGCUCUCCCCACUUCCGAUUCCGGCCACUGCACAGCCGAAGAGGCGUUUGCAUCUGAAGAUGAAUCUGAAGGAAGCUCCUCACUCAGUUCAGAGGAGGAGGACUCGGAAAAUGAAGAUGUUAGUAGGAAAAGGCGUCCAAAACCUACUCAGGUGGGCAGUGGUCAGAAACUGGGGUCAGAGAACUUAACUGAGGAGACCAGUGAUAUAGAAGAUUUACUCAAGGAGGAAGAGCAUUACAAGGAAGAAAAUAACUAUUCCACAGAAACUUCAGGUGCCCUCAGAUGGAAGGAAGACCUUUCCAGAAAGGCAGCUGAGGCCUUUCUGAGGCAACAACAGGCAACUCCAAACCUCCGAAAGCUCAUUUAUGGGACGGUGACAGAGGAUAACGAAGAAGAGGGUGAUACCCGAGAAGAGCUUGGAGGGUUGUUUCGUGUCAGCCAACCUGACGGAGAGUGUAAGCACAAGGCCGACUCUUUGGACUGCUCCAGGUUUCUUGUGGAGGCGCCCCAUGAUUGGGAUUUAGAUGAGGUUAUGAACAGUAUCAAAGAUUGCUUCGUCACCGGGAAGUGGGAAGAUGAUAAAGAUGCAGCUAAGAUCUUAGCAGAAGAUGGGUAUGUCGCUGUUUGUUCAGCAGACAGUGCUAUGGAUGAAGAGGAAAGUGCCAAGAAAAAGCAUUUAGAUAAGAAGAGAAAACUGAAGGAGAUGUUCGAUGCAGAAUAUGAUGAAGGAGAAAGUACAUAUUUUGAUGAUCUCAAAGGAGAAAUGCAGAAACAGGCACAGCUUAAUCGAGCAGAAUUUGAAGAUCAAGAUGAUGAAGCCAGAGUUCAGUAUGAGGGUUUUCGACCUGGGAUGUACGUCCGAAUUGAGAUUGAGAAUGUUCCCUGUGAAUUUGUGCUGAACUUUGACCCCCAUUACCCAAUCAUCCUGGGUGGUCUGGGCAACAGUGAGGGCAAUGUCGGAUAUGUGCAGGUGCGUCUGAAGAAACAUCGCUGGUAUAAGAAAAUUCUCAAGUCCCGAGACCCAAUAAUUUUUUCUGUAGGAUGGAGGAGGUUUCAGACCAUCCCACUUUAUUAUAUCGAAGACCACAAUGGAAGACAGAGGCUUCUAAAAUAUACCCCACAGCACAUGCAUUGCGGAGCAACCUUUUGGGGUCCUGUCACUCCGCAGGGAACUGGGUUCUUGGCAAUACAGUCUGUCAGUGGCAUGAUGCCUGAUUUCCGGAUAGCUGCCACAGGUGUUGUCCUUGAUCUGGAUAAGUCCAUAAAAAUUGUGAAGAAAUUAAAGCUAACUGGUUUUCCACAUAAAAUUUUCAAGAACACUUCAUUUAUUAAGGGAAUGUUUAAUUCUGCCUUGGAAGUGGCCAAAUUUGAAGGUGCUGUGAUUCGAACUGUCAGUGGAAUAAGGGGACAGAUCAAGAAAGCACUCCGGGCUCCAGAAGGAGCUUUCCGGGCCACCUUUGAGGAUAAGUUGCUGAUGAGUGAUAUUGUCUUCAUGCGAACGUGGUAUCCUGUCUCCAUUCCAGCCUUCUACAACCCGGUCACGUCUUUGCUGAAGCCAGUGGGUGAGAAAGACACCUGGUCAGGGAUGCGAACAACAGGUCAACUCAGGCUUGCCCACGGCAUCAGACUGAAGCCCAGCAAGGAUUCCCUGUACAAGCCAAUUCUGAGACAAAAGAAACAUUUUAAUUCAUUGCACAUUCCAAAAGCUUUGCAGAAGGCCUUGCCAUUUAAGAACAAGCCCAAGACCCAAGCAAAGGCAGGCAAAGUGCCGAAGGACAGGAGGAGACCAGCCGUCAUACGUGAGCCUCACGAAAGGAAGAUCCUGGCCCUGCUGGACGCUCUGAGUGCGGUGCACAGCCAGAAGGUGAGGAAGACCAAGGAGCAGCGGCACCUGCACAAUAAAGAGCACUUCCGGGAAAAGCGGAAGGAGGAGGAGGAGAAGCUGAAGCGACAGAAGGACCUCAGGAAGAAGCUCUUCCGGAUCCAGGGUCAGCAGGAAAGAAGGAAUCAACAGCGCAGUCUGAAGGGGGCUGAGGAGCAGCCGAAGUGAGCCUUCGGAACGGAGGGGCUGUCUCUGGGUCUGCAGAGACGGACGGUUUCAGACAGCGCAGUGCUCGUAGGCAGCAAGUCGGGCGGCCAGAGCCGCAGAGAGACGUCUUUGUGGGACGGGUCACCCAGACCGUGCCUGGGAGCGGAAGAGUGGAGGGGAGGAGCCGGCGCUGGUAGGACACAGGUUCGUUCGCAGCUCACUUUCCUCUGCCUGUCUCAGUUUAAUUAUUUUGUGCUACAAAGAUACCAUUAAAAUAUUUUCCUGUU